AUGCCGUGUGCCUGGGCUGCGACUUUGCUCCUGCUAAUGCUCCAGGGAACCUGGGGCUGCUCCAACCUCGUCUGCUACACCGAUUACAUCGAGACUAUCACCUGCAUCCUGGAGACAUGGGCCAGGCACCCCGACUCGCUCACCCUCACCUGGCAAGACACAUUUGAAGAACUGGAGGAUGAAGUCACCUCCUGCAGCCUCCUCCAGUCCACCCACAAUGCCACCCAUGCGGAGUACACGUGCCACAUGAAAGUGUUCUCCCUCGUGGCUGACGACUUCUUCAAUGUAAGCAUGACAGACCCAUCCGGCAACUCCUCCCAGGAGUGUGGCAGCUUUAUGGUGGCUGCGAGCAUCAAGCCAUCUCCCCCUUUCAACGUGACCGUGAACUUCUCCGGAUAUUAUAACAUCUCCUGGAGUUCCAGUUCCAGUUCCAGUCCCAGGGACCUUGUCUACGCCCUGAAGGACAAACUUCAGUAUGAGCUGCGGUACAGGAAGGUUGGAGAACCCUGGGCUCGGAGUCCAGGGAGAAAGCUGAUCUCAGAGGAUUCCAGAAGCGUCCUUCUCCUCCCCUUGGAGUUCCACAGCGGCUCAAACUACGAGCUGCAGGUGCGGGCAGGGCCCCAGCCCGGCUCCACCUUCCAGGGCACCUGGAGCGAAUGGAGUGAAUCAGUCGUCUUUCACACCCAGCCGGAAGAGAGAAAGGGAGACCUGUAUCUUCACCUGGUUCCCAUCCUGCUCAUCCUGGUCUGCCUCAUCUUUGUCUUCUUGGGCCUGAAGGUCCCUUGGAGGCCGUGGGAAAAGGUGUGGCUGCAGGUGUCCAGCCCAAAGCCCUUCUUCCAGCCCCUGUACGUGGGCCACAGCGGAGACUUCAAGAAAUGGGUGGGCACACCCUUCACUGCCUCCAGCCUGGAGCUGAGACCCUGGAGCCCUGGGGUGCACUUGGCCCUGGAGAUGUGCAGCCCGUGCCCACCGCAGGGUGCAGCCAAGGGGCUGGUGCCCACGGAGCUGCCGGAGCCCACAGAACUGGUGGAAGCUGACGGGGUGCCUGAGCCGGGCUCCUGGGGCCCAGUGCCCUCCACUGCCGGCAGCUUGGGCAGCUCGGUUUACAGCCAGGAGAAGGACCGGCUAUAUGGCCUGGUGUCCAUCGACACAGUGACCGUGGUGGAUGCAGAGGGGCUGUGUGACUGGCCCUGCACCUGUGGGGAUGAUGGCUACCCUGCCCUGAACCUGGACACCGGCCUGGAGCCUGGCCCCGGCACAGAGGACCCGCUCCUGAGCACGGGGGCCACAAUCCUGUCUUGUGGCUGCGUCUCAGCCAGUGGCCCCGUGAGGCCGGGCAGCCUCCUUGACAGGCUAAGGCUGUCCCGUGAGGAUGAGGCAGAUUGGACACCCGGGCCGUCGGACAGUGAGGCAGGCUCGCCUCCGGUUGGCCUGGACAUGAACACAUUUGACAGCGGCUUCGCGGACUCUGAUUGUGGCAGCCCCGUGGAGAGUGACUUCAGCAGCCCCAGGGACGAGGAACCCCCCAGGAGCUACCUCCGACAGUGGGUGGUCACGGCCCCUUCACCUACGCCACUGGGAUCCCAGGCCAGCUAG
Budorcas taxicolor (takin) is the source of this 1596-nucleotide messenger RNA. RefSeq names its product interleukin 21 receptor (gene IL21R). The record is from RefSeq and is a predicted model, not a curated record. Gene Ontology annotation, biological process: immunoglobulin mediated immune response; cytokine-mediated signaling pathway. The transcript is spliced from 8 exons. Bases 1 to 1596 code for a protein of 531 amino acids. Gene Ontology annotation, cellular component: external side of plasma membrane; membrane. Gene Ontology annotation, molecular function: protein binding; cytokine receptor activity. Lineage: Eukaryota; Metazoa; Chordata; Mammalia; Artiodactyla; Bovidae.